GAAGCACAGAGUCCUAACCAUUGGACCAUCAUGGAAGUCCCUAAUGUGUGUUUUUUUUAACUGGAGUCUUGACUUUUAGAAAAGCCCCAAGCUUUCAUCGUUUAUAUAAAUCACAAGGAUUUCUAUAAUAAGAUAUGGGAAUCUCUUACAGAAGUGCUGUAAAACUUGUUCCUUGUGGGGUACCCAUCCCUGAAUAAGUGUUGUUUUCUCUCAACAGCGUCACCCAUGAAGUGUAUUUUGACUUUCUUUUUUAACGUUUCAAAGGAAAACGACAGACUGCCUUAACUUAUGUGCGCUUCCUCAUUGUAAAUAGGCUUGCUUCCUGUCUGGAUAUUUUUGUGCCUCCGUGUUCUACUCAUUAACUACUUUUGAAGUUUUAAUCUAUAUUAUUUCCACUUUAUUUUGUGUACAAGGGGGAAAAUGAAAAAGCUGGAAUCCCCUCACCUCCCAAAAUGCUUAUUUUCCAUACUAAGAUUUGGGAAGUUCUUACAAAAGAGGCAUUCCCCACCCCCACCCCACCCCACCGCCUCCCCAGCAUAAAAACCAUGCAUUCCUUUUUGUUUAGGUAGGCAGGGCGGAUCCUCUUUCUCCUCGGGUUGCAGAAGAGGAAACUGAAGUCUUGAGGAGUCUCAGGGGAUUUAUCGUGGUAAAGAAGACAGGAGGGUGGUCUAGGCGGCUGGUGCUGUGAGUGCAAAGGCCCAGCGGGAGGAGGCUUUGUGUGUGUGAUGAUGAAUUCAUGGGCUCUGCUUUGGCACUGCAUGUCAUCCCGGUUGGAUCUUACAGGCUCAUCAAACUCAGCCUUGAGCCACGAGGCCACCACUGACAGCCGCUAAGCUUUGGUUCCUUGGUGGAACGACCUUUUUGGGUGGCCUCAGUAUGGCAGUUGGAAUGGGGCCGAUCUCUGGGACAUCCAGUCAGGUGUAGAGCCUCUGUUGGGGCAAAUUCUUUCCCGGGCUCAGCCGGGGUGGAGCCCAGGGCCCGUUUUGAAGGGCUUUUCCACAGGAGCGUGGGGCCUGAGAUUUCAGUGUCCCAGGCCCGCCGGCCCCAGCAGUGAGCCCAUGUGCUUGUGUGACAGGAAGGACCUGGUUCCUGUGAUAACACGCCGGAUCUGGCCCCUCUUCCGGAAGGGAGCCAUUGGAGGGAUGGAGCUGGCUCUUAUUUGGAUCCCAGGGCUGGACUUGGGCCCUGGGGAGCAGGGCAAGGGAGGGGUGAGCACCCCGAGAAUUCCCCAAGCCAGCUGCAUGCAGUGCACGGCCUCCCCACACCCGGCCAGAGCACACAGACGUGCCCGUUCCCAAACCUCUGCUUCCUGGGCCCCGGAGACAUUCAGAGGCAGCUUGGCCAGGGGAAAAGAAAGACCUGGGGCUCAGUAGCCCCGUGGCUCUGCCUGUCCUAGGUCGUCACCUGUCCCCGUCACCCUGACCCUCCUGUGCGCCUUCCUCCCCACGGCCCUGCCCCCACCCCCCCCACCUGCCCUGUCUCAUCUGGUGGAUGGCCCGUCCGCCUGCAGGAAACAAAUGUGGGAGGCAGCCUGUCCUCUUUCCUCACAGCCGCUCAGUUACCAGGUCGCCUGGAUUUCGCAUACUUUUAUUUAGAGCAUUGAGGCUCCCGGCCGCCUCGGGUGCACCUCGCCUCUCUCGGGGCUCCCCUGCACACGCUGAUGUACCAGUACAAGCCUGGUCCUGGUCGAUCCCCCCGCCCUGCCGUCUGCCCUGGUACGUCCAGACUCCACAGCACCUCCUGCUCCCCUCUCUCCCCAAGCUGGGACUUGCGCACUGAGCUCCGGCCCCCUCUGUCUGCCUGGCUGCGUCUCACCUCUGCCUCUGUUCCUCCCUGUGCCUGGGAAGGAAAAACCCCUGCUCCUUCCCCUUGGCUCCGGUUAUGACGGUCUCCCACUCAGUGCUCUGUGGGGACAGACGCUGUCAUGUUUUGGCCGUGCCCCCCAGCAUGCAGAACCUUAGCUCCCCGACCAGGGAUCGAACCUGCACCCCCUGCAGUGGAAGCACGGAGUCUGAACCGCUGGACCAGCAGGCAAGUCCCCAGGCACUGUACUUCCGUCACCUCUGUGCCCAGCGUGGUGUUUCUAGACACUUGUCAGGGCCACCAGAGGUGAAGGUGAGGCAGCUCCCAGGGAGAGGGAUGGAAGGACAGGAGGAGGCGUGUUCUGGGGAACCCCCCUCCCACCCCUGUGAUACUAGAGGCUGUUUUCAGACCCAGUCUACAGAUGUGGGGACUGAGCUCAAAGAGGUGCGGUGCCAGCAAGUGACAGAGCCAGGACUUAACGACUGGAGCUGUUCAGCUACAAAACUCACACUGCAUUCUUGUGGCAAACUCACGUACUUGCUGAGGCCGGUGGGUGUUAUGAAUGAGUGGAGUAGGCCCAAGAGGAUGGGUGCUGGAUUCCAAGAGACAGCCAGUGGCGGCCCUGUAGAAAAGUAGACGUGAGCUGCUAGCUCUUGUGACCCCUCCCCGGAAGCCAGACAUUUUGGCUUUCAUGUGAAACCUCUCAGUUUCUUAAGGCUAACUCAGAUUUCUUUAAAGAGCACAAACAGGGACUUCCCUGGUGGUCCAGUGUUUGGAGCUUUGUAUUUCCUCCGCAGGCAGCACGGGUUCAGUCCCUGCUCAGGGCACUGAGAUCCCACAGUGGAAGAAAAAAAGCACAAAAAAGCACAAACACAUCCAGGGCCUUGUGUGGCCGGCUGCAGCCUGCAUGCCUUGGGCCGGUGGUCUCUGCCAUGUUCUCUGUUGCCUCAUUGAACCUGCACCCACCUUCCCCUGGUCCUCUUGCCUCUAGAGUUUUCUCCAGAAGGAGAAGAAUCAGAGUUCCUGACUUAAAAGACCUGUUGCAAGAUUAUCUGGGCCAACCCUUAGCCAUUUAUGUUUCCUGUUUCACCAAAAAGAUAGGUAGGUGCAGACAAGUAAGGCCCUGUGAAAUCAGAGUCUGUGCUCCCCGGCUGGAGCCGCUGGACUCAGCCCUGCCGCCCCACCUGCAGCGGCCAUGGGCACUUCCUCCCGCCUGCCACUGUCUGCCACCACACACGGAGCUGCCGGUGGCGCUUAGGAGGGCACCGGCCCUGGGAUCUUGCCUCAGAGGACCCGGAUGUCGGGCGAGGGCGCCAAGGCUGCGCUCUGAGCCUGACUGUUGAAGUUUGUGUCUUCCACGUGGAAACAGGCGUCCUUAUUCACAGCCAGUGACAGCUGACUCCUCUCAUCCCAGCUCCUGUCUCAGCUGGGUGUGGGGUGGGACAGCGGAGUGGGGUCAGGCACCCCUUCGACUUAUAGGCAACCCCCCACCUCACCCCGAUUUCCUGCCAGGGAGGGUUUCCAAAGAGGAAGACGUCACAGUUCAGGGUACAGUAGGAAGGGUGGAUGUGGACAGAGUUGCACUUCUUUUUUUUGCGUGUGUGUAAUUUUUCUUUUUUUAUUGAGGUAUGGUUGCUUUACAGCGUUUCAGGUAUAUAGCAAAGUGAUUUAGUUAUAUAUUCUUUUUCAGGUUCAUUUCCAUUAUAGGUUAUUACAAGAUACUGGACAUAGUUCCCCUGUACCAUACAGUGUGUGCUCAGUCGGUCAGUCGUGUCCGUCUCUUUGCGACCCUACGGACUGUAGGCUGCCAGGCUCCACUGUCCAUGGGAUUUCCCAGGCAAGAAUACUGGAGUGGGUAGCUAUUCCCUUUUCCAGGGGGUCCUUUUUAAUCCCUUUUAUAUUAUAGCGGUGUGGAUCUGUUCACCCCAGACUUAUCCCUCCCCCGCUUUCUCCUCUGGUAACCAUGCGGAGACCCGCGUUUUUGAAAAGGAGAAAUAGGUGGUGGUAAAGAGGGCAGGAGCGGCUGUGCUUGAUCAGCGCGCCGCCUUCCUGGGUGACCACUUCUUUUCUGGAUGCAGUGGCAGGCAGGAGGAGAGGCAGCAGCCUCAGCUGGCAGUUCUGUCCAGAUCGAAGGUUGCCUAGUUGACCACAGGGCUCCCCAGUUUCCCGUGUAGUUGUUCAGGGGCAGAGGCACAGCAGUUCUUGUCCUGUGCAUUCUCAGCAAGUUUAGACCAGCCUCGUCCAGGGCAGCUGUAUGUGGCCAAUGCCGCCCCCCCAACACACACACACACACACACACACACACACACACACACACGCAGUGCACAGCACCCGACUGGGCUGAGUGCACAAUGAGAGAUCCAGUGGUCCUGGCUUGGGCUGCCCCCUGCUCCGCCUUGGGUGGUCCCUCUCCUUGGCCCCCUCAGGAUCAGAAAGCAUUCUCUGUAAACCGCAGAACCUAGCAUCCUGUGGAAUGAAUGAUAGAAAUGGUCUCCCUGAACCAUCACCCCCAAAAGAGACAGUCUCUAACUCCCAAACAAAAUUCUGGAAAACUCUGGCGUGAGGACAUUUGGGGCCUUCCUGCGUGAUGUUUCAGGGCGUUACAGUUGGCGCCUGCUCUUGUCACCUCUCCUGGUUCUGCUGGGUUGGGUUCCCAGAGCCCCAGAUGUCUCCUCCACUAAAAUCCAAACCAGGGCUGAGAUGGAUCCUCCCCACCAUUCAUCUUCUGAUGUCACCAGCUGGGCAUGAUCGAGGGAGGCCAGCCUUGCCAAGCCAAGCAGAGCCCUGGGACCCUGUUUCAUGAUCUCUGGGGCACAGAUGUCCCUGAUCAAUUCUCCCGUGAGACCUGUCAUCUGCUUGGCUCCCUGCCUCCGCUCUGGGGUUUCUUGCUGGCGGACUACAGGGUCUUCUCGCCCGUCCUCCUCCUCUGUUCCUUGAUGCCCCUACAUGUGAGCCCUUCCAGCGAGACCGACAGUCCACAGGGGUCCCUCCCUCCCUGAGAAGGACCCUCAGCAAAGUCUUUGCCUCCUUUUUCACUCUCGUGGUUUUGCAGUGUGACUCUGGUUAGGCAACACCGCGCGGACCGCAGCCUCCAUCCGCUCCCUCCCCGUCCAGGAAGAGGCUGGUUUCCCAGCGCGGAGGGUGGGCAAGGAUCUGGGCUUCCAGAGAAAUCUGCCCUGUCCUCGGGGCCGUGGCUGAAGGCAUCUCUCCUCUGUAGAUCAGCGAUGCCAGAGGGACUGGGACAAGACCGGGGGCUCCUCCCUUCCUAGGGAGGUGCCAACAGGCAGUCAGCUGGCCCGAGAAUUUUGUCUUGCCCCAGACCAAGUAGAUGGCUUUCAAACUGGUGAGACUGUUGGAAAAUCAGGGCUGGAUGGCAUAGAUACUUCUAGGGAAACGAAAGUGUCAUUGAGGUCACCUGGGGGCCAGUUGGCCCUGGCUCUUUCUUGGCCCAUCUGCCCCUUCGUCUUUGCCCUUGACUUUCUCAGAUAGUGGUUCCAACUGUGCUCUGCAGCAUCACACCCUCCAGAUGACACUCAUGGCAGAUAAGGAUCACGAGCUGCCCAUCCUUCUUCUGGAGGGUGCUGCCUGGGGUUCCGAGCCCCUCCCAGCCCUUUCUCGCCCUCAAGAAAUCAUGUUGGGACACCUGUGCGUGGGGCCAACGGUCGCGAACCCGCUGCCAGUGUAUUCUCAAAAAGUAACAGCAAGAAAGUAGAAAGUGUCCGCGAUCUGUGAUCCUGAGCUACGGACGGUUGGUGGCACGCCUCAGGCUGAUCGAUCCCACAUUAUGCGCGAGAUUCUUUGUCCCUCUUUCAGUUGGCUGUUUGGUGACUUCAGAGGAGCCCUGCCUGCCUACCUGUCUCCCAAUGAUUCUCCUGCUUCCUCUCCCUGCUUCUGGUGGAGGCUGGGGAGCCUCUGAUCUCUCUGAGCCCCGGGCCCCUCCCUCUGUCCAGAUGAGAAGAGGGUGGAGGUCAGCGCCCGCCCCGGGGGUAGCCCCGUCUUGGGUCAUGAUGUUCCAGUGGGCUAGUGGGUAUGGCACGGUGGUGGUGGUGGGGGGAACACUCUUGCAAGUAGACAUCCCCCCCAGCCCCCAGGCAACAAGUUAGAACAGGGUGCUCCCUGUGCCACACCGAGGGGCUCACCUGUAGCUCAGGAGCCUGCUCCAGGAGGGAGAGACAAGAAGGGAGGCCCAGAGCACAGGCUCCCAGCAGGGCUGGGGGUGGAGGGGCACCUCAGUGGCCAGGCUUCUUGGAUGGCUUCAGGGGCACUGGAGACGGGCGCUUCGGAGAGUGGUUACAGGCAGAAGGAGGGACAGCUGACUGUGCUGUUCCCCUCCUGGUGGGGUGUUACAGAAAGACUGAGGGUGAGCUCUGUGGCCAGGCAGAGCUGUCCCCGAGGGGGUGGUGACUCCGCCAGGCCGCCUGCUGUACUCCUCAGAUGUCUCCGAGCCUCCUUGUCCCGCUCCGUAAAAUGGGGGCAGCGUCCUCUGUCCGUGCCUGGGGGCAGCCCUGGCUUUGGGUUCCCUCGGGGCACUCGGCAGGGCUUUGAGCCUUGGUGGCAGGGGAAGGGGCCGCCCUGCCCUGGGCUCCUCCAGUUGUCCCAGUUCCAGGUUCAAAGUCACAGGGCUUUCAGCCGGCAGCAGCCUGGGGGCGGGGCCGCGAAGCUCUGAAGCUUCUCCCCUGGGACCUCUGUCCUUGCCCGGGAGUGAGUCGGAGGCUCCUGGGCUCAGCUGAUGUUCUCUGAGGAGGACUUGGAAUGAACCCGAGGCACGGAGGGAUGAGGUCAGUGGUUUUGCUCGGCAAGGAGGCCCAAGUCAGUGACAGACCUGUCACAGCUCCCGGGAUUCCUGGCCACAGUCUCCGGCUCCGCCUCGUCCCCUCCCGUCCGUCCUCAGGGCAGGGCCGCGGGUUUCUUUGCUGAGUGUCUCCUCCUGUCCCAGCGGGGGUUUCUUUCCUGAGUGUCUCCUCCUGUCCUAGCGGGAUGCCCAGGAGGUUCUCCCCCUGCGGGUGGCUUUCGUAUACUGAUUGAUUUCAUUGAUUCCUUACCCUGCACUCUGUGAGGUGUCUGAGCAACUAAAACCCAGAAUUGCCACUGGGAGCAGGCUGAGAGCGCUGUGGAUUUGAACGUGCCCCUCCGCUGCCCCUCUGUACUUGGAGGCCCAUUCUGUCCACUGAGCCACACUGCCAUGUGGGCUGGGAUGCCAGGAGAGGGCUUCAGAGAGCUGUGUGGUCCGCAGCCCAGCUCCCAGCACCCCGUGGGCAGCCAUGUCUAUGGUUUGGACAGGAUGACUCCGCGGGCUGCUUAAAUGUCUCCUGAGCCCUCCACCACGAGCACGUGCAGAAGGGCGCUUUGACACCUCAGUUUUUAAUCUCAUGGUCCACCGGCAUCAGACUCUGGAAGAGUAGCCUUUUCUAGCAGUUUAAUUUAUAUUUUGAUUGCACAGGGUCUUUACUGCUGUGUGCACAGGCUUUCUCUGGUUGCGUGAGUGGGGACAGCUCUUGGUUGCGGUGCGUGGGCUUCUUGUGGCAGUGGCGUCUCUUGUUGCGGAGCACGGGCUCUGGGCACAUGGGCUUCAGUAGUUGCAGCACAUGGGCUCAGUAAUCGUGGCACGAGGGCUGAGUUGCUCCGAGGCACAUGGAAUCUUCUCGGCUCAGGGAUUGAACCCAUGUCCUCUGCAUCAGCAGGCAGAUUCCUAUCCACUGUACAGUGGUCCUUUAAUUCAAGGCAGUGGUCUCAGUUUCUUGCUCCUGAGUCAGUUUGAUCCUGAGAAGGUGUUCUGGGUUUUCCCCCAGCUGGCUCCUGUACCCCUGGCCUCCACGUGCCCCCUGGGGGUAUGGACAUCCCUGUGGGUGGUGGCGGUGGGGGUAUAUGUUCAGUAUUGCGAAUAAAGGCACACGGAUGGGGAGAGGGAAGAGGGGGCCCAGUUUGGCUGCAGAGGCAGGUGGCGGUGAGCAGGCCGAGGAGGAGGUAAAGGCUGAUCGGGACUGUAUUCUAAGAGGCUCAAGGCCAGAAUGCCAGCCCUGGGGGUUCCGAUCUCGCCCUGCAGGCAGAGAGGGUCAUCGUGGCUGGGCACCGUGAGUCCCCCUUGCUUAAUACACAGUCACCACCCAAGAGGCUCACGAAGGGCCAUGUGCUGUGGAUCUGCGGAGCAGAAAGGUUCCUGCCCUCAGAGGGCGAGCCGUCUAGUGGAUGCAUACGCAAGGGUGGGAUUAUCAAGAAGUUCACAUGCUGGCCUCUUCUGCAAGGGUUAGAGUCAGGGAAUGCAGGGCAGGGGGUGCAGGGUGAGUUCAAGAAAGGGCUGAGCAUGGAUUUGGUUGCCAGUCUUAAGUGAUUGGCUUCCUGUGAUAAAAAGAAAGGGAGGCAAGUAAAGGGAGGAGGGGGGGCUUCCCUAGUGGUCCAGUGGUUAAGAAUCUGCCUUCCAAUGCAGGAGGCGUGGGUUCGAUCCCUGGUCAGGGAACUACGAUCCUACAUGCCCUGAGUUGCAGUCAAAAAGUGGGGGGAAAAAAAAAGGGGGAGAGGCCCAAUGAAGGAAGAACUGAUGGUACUUGGUAGUGACAUGUGGGGAGCUGGGAAAGGACCUGCAGGCUAUCACAGGUGCUACAGGAGAACAGGGAAAGCUGGGAAGUGGCCCAGCUUCCAGAGAUGGGGAAGCAGGGACCUGUGCUGGGGGCUACCGUGAGCCGUGUUUGUCAGUCAGAACUUGACUGGCCUAGAGUGGGUAACUAGUGCUACGAAAUCCACAAACAUCGGGAAAAGACUGCAGCUCGUUCCUGGAACACAGGCAAACUUUUGAACUUUCUGUUUGGGUCUCUGUAGGGCGGAUGACUCACUGCAGAGCCCCUCCUAACCUCUGUUGAUGAUCAGCAGGGGUGGGAGGCCCCAGAGCCGCCCUGCUCUGCAGCAGCCCGACUUGCCUCGAAGAGCCCAGAUUGCAGGGGUGGAUGGCCUGGCUGUGAAAUAGCUGAGAAAAACCCUGGCCUCUGAGCUUCCAGGGUCCGAGGCUGUCUGUCUCACUAGUUGUGUGUAAAUCCACAUGUCACCCUUUGAAGAAAUCACGGGGUGGGCCUGGAGUCGGACCCUAGAUGUGACUUUAGAAAAGUCCAGAGUCCCCGGGGCACCUGAGGAGGUGGAUGAAAUCUGACCAAUGAAAUGUGUCCACUGGGUUGGGCCCCUCUGGGGGAGGGCGGGGCCAGCUGAUGCUGGACCCAGAGAUGAGUUAUUUACAACAGAAACGAGACUUGGCCAUCCAGGCAGCCUGGACCUGCUGCUGUGCCCGUUGUGGGUGGUGGAGAUGUGCAGUGUGUACCUGGGUGGCCUCGCCACCUGUUGCUACUCAUCCUGCUGGAGCCCCCUCAGAUGGGGAAGCAUGGUGGCCCCCCCAGGGCUGGGUCCCUGGGGGGUGCCCUGCUUGGGUGCCUGGUGCAGACGGGGCCUGGCUCGGUUGGCUUCUGCCUGGAGCUUGGGGUGGCCCCUGGAUUUGCCUUUGCGCCUUUAUUCUCUCGUGUCUCUGAUUACCUGUGCUCGGUGACCUUGGGCGCCACCCAGGCACCCAGCUGAGAGUCGGCCUGCCUGCUGGCGCACUCUCGUUGUAUCAGUCUCUGCAAGGAAGGGCAGGCGGGAAACUGUCCUCCGAGGCAGGUGGAAAGCCCAGGGAAGAGCGGCCUUCUCCACAGGGCCGCCACCCACCUCUCGGGGCAGCGGCCUGGAAGACUCCGGCCUACGCCCAGCGUUUCCUGUGUGUCACCCCCAGCCCACACUUCCUGCAGGGCCCAGAGGAAAAUGGCAGUUCCUGUUGAGUGAGGCAUGAGUCAGCGGAGAGGAGCGGUGGCUGAGUCUUCUUAACCUCCAGGCACAGCUAUUAAAUAUUUAAACGACACUCCAGUAUUGAUCGUUUCUCCUCCUGGCCCCUUAGGGAGCACAGUUUCCCUGUCUGGGAUUCAGAUAAUAGCAGUAUCUUGGAUUUAGACAAACUCUGAAGAACUCCAGGAAAGUUCUCUAUAAAUCUCACCCGAGAUUAUAUCGUCUCCUCCUCCUCAGAGCUUGCAAUCUGGCGUGGGAGCCAAUUGGGUCUGCUUAUUUUAGGCCGACUCAGUGACGGGUACCUGGCAGGCUGGGUCCACUGCUUUCUCUGGCUCACGGCUCCUUCUCCAUCUUCUUCCUCCUCACCGUCCCGCUGUCUUUCAACCCUUCAUGCUAGCUGCUGGGGAUAGGGCACCCAGAGCUUAAUUUCUUGGAGAGGAGGCCGUUGGUUGACAAGAACCCAGAACCCAGAUCGGCAGGGGAAGGUGCCUCCGAGAGACCAAGUUCCUGGUCAGGUCCUAGCCCAGGCUUGCCGGGGCUGGGUGGUACAGAGCGGACCUGGCUGAAAUGGUCGGACUGGCCCUUCCUAGUCCCAGAUCUGCCUGUCCUCCCAGGACAGUUAUCAGGAUAAAUAUACCCAGCUCCCCAUUCCUGGGGAGUUACUCAGCGAGCAAAAGUGCCCCGCUGCUGUGGAUUAGAUUACCUCUGCCCCUACUGCUCAUGUGCUCGGGGCUGGGGGAGGGGAGACCCGCCCUCCAGCAGCUAGCCUUCCUAAUCUGGAAGUCUCAGCAGAGGGGGCCGAGAGACCAUCCCCAUGGAGGGGAGCCGGCCCUGCUGUUAAUGCGGCCCCUUCCUUAGGCAGGGCUGAGCCCUGCUCCCUGCUUGCAUCCUGAGCUUGGGCAGCUUCUCCUUGGACCCUCGAGGUGACCAAGGCCGCCCCGGUGGUCAGCAGGGGUGGAAACCUCUCGCCCGGCGUUCUGAGCCCAGCAGGGUGGGCAGGCCGGAAGGCCGGGCCUCUCCAGGUCCAGCAGGGAAGGGACUUGCUGUCUGUGUGAGAGGCUGGGUCUCACCAUAAAUGGCGGGGAGGGACGGCUGGCCCUGGGCCACUGGGACAGCCUGUACUGGAGCUCUCGGGGCAGGAUCCGCUCUACCCUCCCUCGGCUUCUCAGCUCCUAAGGAGAUACCUGCCUAGGCCAUGGAAGCUGAGUUAAAGUGGCUGCAGAAAGAAGACGCCCUGCUGGCGGACCUGGAGUCCACGACCUCCCACAUCUCCAAGCGGCCUGUGUUCUUGUCUGAGGAGACCCCCUACUCCUACCCGACUGGGAACCACACGUACCAGGAGAUUGCCGUGCCCCCCGUCCCACCGCCCCCAUCCAGUGAGGCCCUCAAUGGCACGGUCCUCGACCCCUUAGACCCCUGGCCACCCAGCACCUCCCGAUUCACCCACCAGCAGCCUCAGUCCUCAUCCCCCGUGUACGGCUCCAGUGCCAAGACUUCCAGUGCCUCCAACCCCCAGGACGGCGGCGGGCCCCCGUGUCCCCGAGCCGGCGAGGAAGACCACGUGUACAGCUUCCCCAACAAGCAGAAGUCAGCUGAGCCUUCGCCCACCGUCAUGAGCUCCUCCUUGGGCAGCAACCUCUCUGAGCUCGACCGCCUGCUGCUGGAGCUGAAUGCCGUGCAGCAUAAUCCCCCGGGCUUCCCCGCAGAUGAGGCGAACUCCAGCCCGCCACUGCCGGGGGCUCUGAGCACCCACUACGGCGUCCCAGAGAAUAACAGUCUGCUGGGGGGCAAAGCUGGACCGCUGACCAAAGAGAAGCCCAAACGGAACGGUGGCCGGGGCCUGGAGGACUUGCGGCCCAGCGUGGAGAACCUCUUGGAUGAGCUGGAGAGCUCCGUGCCCAGCCCCGUCCCCACCAUCACUGUGAACCAGGGCGAGAUGAGCAGUCCCCAGCGAGUCACCUCCAGUCAGCAGCAGACGCGCAUCUCAGCCUCCUCCGCCACCAGGGAGCUGGACGAGCUGAUGGCCUCGCUGUCGGAUUUUAAGACCAGCUCCUCCUCUGCUGUGGCCUUGAGCUCCUCGGGGCUGCCGCCCGGCUCAGCUCCAUCCUCACACCACAGCCUCUCCCCUCCACCUCCUGCCGGGCCCUCUGGAGGCCUGCCACCCCCUCGGAAGCCCUCCCCUCAAGGCCACAGCCACACCCUGGGCGUCCUCUGCGCCAAGGACAACGUGGCCCCCGGCCAGCUCGAUUUGGCUGGCUUUGGGGUGAUGCCUGACACCCCCAACUCAAGGUUUCCCUCCACAGAGGGUUGGCCGGGGCCGCUGAGUAUAGAGAGCCAGGCUCGCGUUCGGAGGGACCCACCAGACCUGGUCGGGGAGCUCUGCAGGGCGCCUCCUGGCCCCAUUCUACCCUACCCUGGGGGCACAGGUCCCCAGGAGCCUGGGGCCCCCCAAGCGCCGUUAGCCAACGCUUUGCACCCGGAAGAGGCGGUGGCUGCCACUUGGCAGGGGCCAUGGGCUCUGGGGGCACUCAGGCCUGAGCCCCCGCAGGGAGCUGCUCCCAGCUUCCAGGAGGUCACCGAGCCGGCCGUCGUGGCUGUGGACCGUCAGGCCGUCUUCCCCGAUACCUGGAGCCUCGCGGAGGAACGUGGAUGGCAGGAGAGGGCAAGGCUGGAGCCAGGGGCGCCGGAGAGCGGCUGCCAUACCCCCGUUGAGGACGAGCAGCUAGGUGGAGAGACGCCCCCGGCAGGUGGCCUGGUCAGGCCAGCCCGGGGACCUGAGACCCCCAGGAGGCCAGAGGGCACCACCGAAGUCACCACCGAGGCCAGGAUGGACCGGCCAGAACUCCCACGGGCUGUGGCCGUGGACAUGCCCAGCACCACUGAGAGGAUUUCCACAUCUAGCCAGAUCCGCUCGGUGAUCAGGAGGAGCCGGGAGACCGGCCACGCUCACCCCAUGUCCCGGGAGCCCUCCCCUCGCCGCCGGCUGGACCCCGCCACCCUAAGCAGGACCCCGUCCCAGGAGCGGCUCAUCGCCGAGCUGCAGGGUCGGCUGGGCAUCCGGCCGGAGGCAGAGGAGGCCGCGGGGGCCGCAGGGGCCUCCACCGAGGACUGGCUGACCGAGGGCAUCGUCAUCACUGUGCAGCCGCGUGGGAGGCGGGCUGGGGGGCAGCUGGUGGAGAAGGUCGUCUUCCCUCCUGGCUCUCCUAUUCCCCUGCGGAGAACCUUCUCUGUUCUGCCUUCUUCUCUUCCUCCUCCCAGCCCUCUGCUCCAGCACCGCAAAGACGCCUCCUCGGCCAGCAGCUCUCCUCCCCUGCCCAGCCCGCCCACCCACUGCGGCCCCUCUGGGGUCCAGAGCACUGGGACGGGGCGGCGGGGAGUCGGUGUGCAGGGCCCCACCCCGUGCGUGGCUGCACCCCGCUCCGUGAGGUCCAUAGGCUGCCAGACCGAUGAGGAUCCGCUCUUCCCCCCGAUGCAGAUCCAGGACCUGGAACAGAGAGCAGAUGGCGAGCUGUGCUGGGCGGCUGGCUGGCCUCUGAACGGCAGGCAGAGCGGCCCUGAAGGGCAGGACGUGGGAGGGUUUAUGGCCCAGGGGAAGACGGGGAGCAGCUCUCCCCCAGGGGGCCCCCCGAAGCCCGGGAGCCAGCUGGACAGCAUGCUGGGGAGCCUGCAGUCUGACCUGAACAAACUGGGGGUCGCCACGGUCGCCAAGGGGGUCUGCGGGGCCUGCAAAAAGCCGAUCGCGGGGCAGGUGGUGACGGCCAUGGGCAAGACGUGGCACCCCGAGCACUUCGUCUGCACCCACUGCCAGGAGGAGAUCGGCUCCCGGAACUUCUUUGAGCGGGAUGGACAGCCCUACUGUGAAAAGGACUAUCACAACCUCUUCUCUCCGCGCUGCUACUACUGCAAUGGGCCCAUUCUGGAUAAAGUGGUGACAGCCCUCGACCGGACGUGGCACCCUGAGCACUUCUUCUGUGCCCAGUGUGGAGCCUUCUUCGGGCCUGAAGGGUUCCACGAGAAAGAUGGCAAGGCCUACUGCCGCAAGGAUUACUUUGACAUGUUCGCGCCCAAGUGUGGCGGCUGCGCCCGGGCCAUCCUGGAGAACUACAUCUCGGCCCUCAACACCCUCUGGCACCCCGAGUGCUUUGUGUGUCGGGAGUGCUUCACGCCGUUCGUCCACGGCAGCUUCUUUGAGCACGAGGGGCAGCCCUACUGCGAGGCGCACUACCACGAGCGGCGGGGCUCGCUGUGCUCGGGCUGCCAGAAGCCCAUCACGGGCCGCUGCAUCACCGCCAUGGCCAAGAAGUUCCACCCCGAGCACUUCGUCUGCGCCUUCUGCCUCAAGCAGCUCAACAAGGGCACCUUCAAGGAGCAGAACGACAAGCCUUACUGUCAGAACUGCUUUCUCAAGCUCUUCUGCUAGGCGCCCUCGUCCCUCCCCGUGGCCCCUUCCCUGGCCCAGCCUCCUCACUGCUGCUGGGACCCAGAGGCCUCGUCCCGGGGGGGCCGGGGUGGGGGGCGGUGGCGAAGGGGCCAACCCGACUGAAACUGGAACCGUGUCCUCGGCGAUGGCGAGAGGACACUGAGGGGUCCUGCCUGCUUCUCUUGCCCCCUGCCAGCGCCGCUGGGCCACCUUCCUCCUCCCGAGGCUCCCCCAGGCUGCCAGCCCAUCACCCUCCCCCGAGGCAGAGGCUGGAGGGUCCCACCUGCGUCCCCACAAGCCCGCCUGGCCAAGCCAGCACCCCACACUGGAGCCAUCUCUUACUUGUAUUUUGGCAGUGGAGCUGGGGGUGGGGAGGGCAGGCAGGGUCAGACGGGGGCCUCUUUGCAUCCUUAUCCCCAACCCCAACCUCAUCAGCCUUGUUCUGAGAGUACCGGGGUGGACACAAGCUCCCCCCAGACAAUGCCAGCAUCCACCCAACCCAUCCACCCACCCAUCCACCCAAGGGUGGACGUACCCGCGGGGCCACGGAAGGUUCCUCACGUGCCUCCUGCCCCUCCCGUCUCCCCAGGCCUGGGCAGCUGCCCCCAACACCUGCCCCCCCACCCCCCCACAACUGCUCUGGUUCUACUGAGAAAGGCCUCUCCAGCAAUAAUGUUUUCCAGGCACCUCCUCCGUCUCCUGGGGCCGCGUGAGGUGGUGAAUGUCACCCCGUUGCCCAGACACUGUACCGACUUUGAUAGUUUUCUACACUGAGGUUUGGAUUCAUAUCGUCUGAGUUGCUUUUACUUCUCUAUACGAAACUGACUUUGAAGAGAUUUUACAGACGACUCCUUUUGUACUCCUCCCCGUGUGCACCACGGUGGCUGCGGGAUACACGGGGCCUGCCUUGUACUGAAGGCUCGGGGCGGGGAAGCAAUUCGUAUCUUAUUUUUUUCUUAGCACAAGCAGGUGAACAGGGAGCGGCUCUGUUGACUCCCUAUCUUUAACUUCAUAGCUCUCCGGGACUGUUUUUAUAAACUGCUGUAUUUCGAACCCCUUCCUUACUCCCCAGGCCAGCAAGCUCUUCACUGAAACCCACCUGAACGGUGUCUUGCCCUCUGGGGCCGAGAAUUCCGAACCUCAUCCGUCCUGUUUCUGAGCGGGGAGAGAGGGGGACGUCCACUCUGGGGGUGCCCCUUCCCUGUGUAAGCUGUUAGGAGUGCUCACGCCCCUGUGAACUUUCUGGCCACAAAGAGAACAUUCUCAGCCCCCUCCCCCCGCUACUCUGGGGGUCCUUUCUUCUGCCUCCUCAGGAAAGCUGGGAUCUGAUUUUGACCAUUAGUCUUGUUGAUUCCACUGGGUGCGUCCCUUCCCCAAAUUUCCUGCCUUCCCUGGAGACUGGUGGUGGCCCCCCCAGGAGAGAGCCCACUCAGGCUGUUGCCUGGGGGCCUGAUAGGAUUCUGGGCGGAGGGACAAGAACAGCAGGAGGCAACAGGAAGCCCCCUGAGGAUGAGACAGGCAGGGCUGGGGUUCCCGGUCGGUGGAACGGGGCCCCAGUGGGGUCUUAAGUGAGGACAAGCCAGACCCACACCACCAACCUCACCAGAGGCUGGGUGUCCUGAGCCUCUCAGGAGGGGAAGGGGGUCCCUCCUUGGAGGUGGGGCUGGGAGCAGCCUGGGUCUGGGGAGCUCGGCCAGGUCCUGCCACAGGUCUGAUGUCUCCACUUCUACUCUUAGGCCUUAUUGCUCUGUUUACAGUGACCCACCCCAGACCCCUCCCCUAGAGGAUCUGGGGCUUCCAGAGGUUCUACCCUCUGGGUGGAUGGUUAUUUGAUGAUUUGAUUUUUAAUUUUUUUUUUCCUCUGUAAACUUAUAACCUGGCUUUUUCCCAUUUUAAUUCCUGUGAUUUAUGCCAAUAAAGUUUGCCAUUAUUUU
Bubalus bubalis (water buffalo) is the source of this 15954-nucleotide messenger RNA. It is a transcript of the gene PXN, whose product is annotated as paxillin. Gene Ontology annotation, biological process: substrate adhesion-dependent cell spreading; transforming growth factor beta receptor signaling pathway; endothelial cell migration. The transcript has 15 exons. Bases 10796 to 14020 code for a protein of 1074 amino acids. NCBI's taxonomy places the organism in Eukaryota, Metazoa, Chordata, Mammalia, Artiodactyla, Bovidae. The record is from RefSeq and is a predicted model, not a curated record.